Messenger RNA from Suillus paluster, 870 nucleotides. RefSeq names its product nucleophile aminohydrolase. Lineage: Eukaryota; Fungi; Basidiomycota; Agaricomycetes; Boletales; Suillaceae. The record is from RefSeq and is a predicted model, not a curated record. Gene Ontology annotation, cellular component: proteasome core complex. The transcript is spliced from 7 exons. Bases 1 to 816 code for a protein of 271 amino acids.
AUGUGGGAAAAUAUAACUGCCGCCCACUUGAAUUACGCGGCCUGGGAGUUGGACUGGACUACAUGGACACCCUCUGCCCAUCCUCAGGAGAGGCGCUUCAAUCCGUACACCGAAAAUGGUGGUACAAUCCUUGCUAUUGCCGGUGCAGAUUUCAGUGUUAUUGCUGGCGACACAAGGCAGAGCGAGGGUUACUCAAUCCAGACGCGAUACGCACCAAAGGUCUUCCGAUUGACUGAUCGCGCGGUACUGGCUGUAAAUGGCUUCGCGGCAGAUGGCAAUAUGUUUGUAAAGAAAGUAAAACAACGUCUAGAGUGGUACCGUCACGCUCAUGCAAAAGAUAUGCCUCUACGAGCAAUUGCAAGAUUGAUUCAGACGAUGCUUUACGCACGUCGGUUCUUUCCUUACUACGUGUAUAAUAUCCUGGGUGGUAUUGAGGAGGAUGGUACUGGUGCCGUGUAUUCGUUUGACCCCGUGGGCUCGUAUGAACGAGAGGCAUGCCGUGCUGCAGGCGCUGCUCAGUCAUUAGUCCAACCAUUCUUGGACAACCAGAUCUACUUCAAGAACCAACUAGCGGCACAAGGGACCUCACAUCCGGCUCAUCUACCCUUAGAGACCGUCUUGUCAAUAGUUAUCGACUCCUUCACGAGCGCAACUGAGCGCCACAUCGAAGUUGGUGACGGCCUUGAAAUCUACAUCGCUCUCGCCAAAGGACGUAAUCUGCAGGGAACGGAAAGCAUCAGGGGUCUACAGGAGUUGACUGUGGCAGAGGAAGGCGAACGCUUGUUCGUGAUGAGGAGGGAUCUGAAGAAAGAUUAAAUCGCUUGUAUUCUGGACAGAUUUUCUCUUGCUGAAUACAUUUCUCUAUGCCAU